Lampris incognitus (smalleye Pacific opah) is the source of this 1101-nucleotide messenger RNA. Its product is annotated as basic salivary proline-rich protein 2-like. The transcript has a single exon. Lineage: Eukaryota; Metazoa; Chordata; Actinopteri; Lampriformes; Lampridae. The coding region runs from base 1 to 1101 and encodes 366 amino acids. The record is from RefSeq and is a predicted model, not a curated record.
AUGAAUCAGCACAACUCAUCCUCCAUGGGAGAAAGGCAAUUCCCCGACCGUCCUCAUACGCACAUCUCCGUUUUGCCCGUAAUCUGCUUCCUGUCCGCAAGGCCAGCUCAAACCCCCGAGCGGAGCCCCCAAGGUCAGCUCAAACCCCCGAGCGGAGCCCCCAAGGCCAGCUCAAAGCUCCGAGCGGAGCCCCCAAGGCCAGCUCAAACCCCCGAGCCGAGCCCCCAAGGCCAGCUCAAACCCCCGAGCCGAGCCCCCAAGGCCAGCUCAAACCCCCGAGCGGAGCCCCCAAGGCCAGCUCAAACCCCCGAGCCGAGCCCCCAAGGCCAGCUCAAACCCCCGAGCGGAGCCCCCAAGGCCAGCUCAAACCCCCGAGCGGAGCCCCCAAGGCCAGCUCAAAGCUCCGAGCGGAGCCCCCAAGGCCAGCUCAAACCUCCGAGCGGAGCCCCCAAGGCCAGCUCAAACCUCCGAGCGGAGCCCCCAAGGCCAGCUCAAACCCCCGAGCGGAGCCCCCAAGGCCAGCUCAAAGCUCCGAGCGGAGCCCCCAAGGCCAGCUCAAACCUCCGAGCGGAGCCCCCAAGGCCAGCUCAAACCCCCGAGCGGAGCCCCCAAGGCCAGCUCAAACCCCCGAGCGGAGCCCCCAAGGCCAGCUCAAACCUCCGAGCGGAGCCCCCAAGGCCAGCUCAAACCCCCGAGCGGAGCCCCCAAGGCCAGCUCAAACCUCCGAGCGGAGCCCCCAAGGCCAGCUCAAACCUCCGAGCGGAGCCCCCAAGGCCAGCUCAAACCCCCGAGCGGAGCCCCCAAGGCCAGCUCAAAGCUCCGAGCGGAGCCCCCAAGGCCAGCUCAAAGCUCCGAGCGGAGCCCCCAAGGCCAGCUCAAAGCUCCGAGCGGAGCCCCCAAGGCCAGCUCAAACCCCCGAGCGGAGCCCCCAAGGCCAGCUCAAACCUCCGAGCGGAGCCCCCAAGGCCAGCUCAAACCUCCGAGCGGAGCCCCCAAGGCCAGCUCAAACCCCCGAGCGGAGCCCCCAAGGCCAGCUCAAACCUCCGAGCGGAGCCCCCAAGGCCAGCUCAAACCUCCGAGCGGAGCCAAUACGGAAAUUAA